AUGAAAAAAAUUAAAGAUAUCCUUAUCUUGAUUAAUAUUUAUAUAUUAAUUUUAAAUGCAUAUUGUAAAGAAUGGUGUAAAGCUACUUUUGAAUAUGGUAAGUCUGAUUAUGCUGAAUGUAUAAGUGAAGGAGAUAGUAUUAGUAGAUAUAUGAUAGAAACUAUUCCAGUUUUAUCUAAAGAUGUAGAUUUAUAUAGUAAUGUUUCUUUAGUUCUUUCGAAUGGUUAUGGUUCUAAAACAAAGGAAAUAAUUAUAGGGAAUGAAAAUGAAGGUUUAUUAAAUAAGAUUUUUACAGUUCGUUCAGAUAUAGGAAAUCCUGAAUAUAUACAUAUAAAAUUAAAUUCACAAAAUAAAAAUUGGAAAUGUAAAAAGAUCACUGUUUGGAAGGAUUAUAAAUAUUGGGUUUUUGAUUGUAUUGGUUCAUUAAAUGAUAAGAAACCAGAGGGUACGUAUUUUUUAUCAGGAAAUAAAAUAUAUAUAGCUUAUGUACAAACAGGUAAAGAUAUUGAAGCUGCUACAACUGGUACUAUUGAAAUUAUUUUAUUAGGUAAUAAUAAACGAAGUAAUACUAAAGUAUUACAUGAAGGAUUUAAUUCUGGAGGUUUAAAAAAAAUAAAAUUUCAAGCAUCUGAUGUAGGGGAUUUAGAAGAUAUCAUUUUAAUUAAUAAUUCAUUAAAUGAUCCUUGGUAUUGUGAUUUUAUUAAAAUAAAAUCUGAUAACAACAACAAAAUUUAUAUUUUUAAUGUAAAGAGUUGGAUAGGUGCUCCUUAUGAUAAAAAUGUAAAGGUUAAUAUAAAAUCAGAUACUAUCGAAGGAACUUCUAAAGAUAUAGAUUGUCAUAUACGUGCUAUUGAUCUAAUUAAUACAAAUAAUAUAAAUAAAUUAUUACAAAAUAAAGUACAAAUAUUUAAAGUCAGAUGUCCACAAAAUUGUCAAAAUUCUGAAUUUGCUAUUAUUGAAGGAUCUUCUAUACAUCCAUCAUCUACAUCUAUUUGUGCAGCAGCUAUACAUGAUGGUUCUAUAUCACCUAGUGGUGGUGAAAUUAUUGUUACUGUAGCAAGUGAAUUAAAUCAUUAUUAUGCAAUAAAAGACAAAAUAUUCAAUGAAUUGGAAGCUCUUGAUUUUAGUACUAAAGCAGAUGAAAAAAAUUUUACUUUUUUUACUUAUCAUCUAGAUUCUAUAGAUGAUAUAAUUAGUAAUGUACGUAUUGUAGAUUCUUUUGGAAAAUUAUCAUCCUUAGGAAGAUUAGAAAUACGUUUAAAAAAUAAAAACAGCUGGGGUACUGUUUGUUUAAAGGGACCAAAUUUUCAAUUUAAUGAUGAUGCAGCUAAAAGAGCUUGUAAAGAUUUAGGUUUUCCUAAUGGUAUUCAUAUCAAAGAGAAUUGUUCAAAUUUAAAUGGACAAAAUUAUUGUGCUGGAUAUAAAUAUCCAUUUGCUUCAUCAGGUAUUUUAUGUACAGGUCAUGAAAAAGAUAUAUCAAAAUGUAAUGCUGAUGAUUUCUCACAUUGUGUAGAUCAUCAUGAUGAUGUUAUAGUUCAAUGCUUACAUUACUCAUCAAAUGAAUUAAUAAAUGAUGGUGCUAUUAGACUUGUAGAUAUUAAUGGAGCACCUUCAAAUACUGGUAUUGGAAGAUUACAAAUAUAUUAUCAUGGUGUUUUCGGAUCUGUUUGUUCAGAAGGAUGGGUUAAAGAAGCAGAAAAUAUUGUAUGUCAUGAAUUAGGUUAUAGUGGCUUAAAAGGAAAUGGUUUUUCUCAUCAUUCAUGUACAGAUAUAUCUGGUGAAAAUUUAUGUGGGCCAGAUACUGAAAAAAUAAAUGCUGUAAAUAUUAAAUGUAAAGGUGAUGAAAAAUUAUUAAAGAAUUGCCCUCAUGAAACACAUGAUGAUAUUUAUUGUUCUCAUGAUGAAGAUGUUAUAAUUGGAUGUAUUGCAGAUGAUAAUAAUUUACAUGGAGAAGAACAAAAUAGAAAACAUUUAAUAAAUUUGGAAAAAAAAAAAUUUCAUCCAAAGAUAGAAUUAACAUGUUUUGAUAAAAUGUUGUCGAAAUCUAGUUUAAGUACUGCUACAACAGGGGAUGUGUUUUUAGCUAGUUGUCCUGAAAAAUGUGAUGAAGAAAUAGGAAUUGUUAAAGGAACAUUUUUAUAUACAUAUGAUUCUCCUAUAUGUAAAUCAGCAAUUCAUUCAGGUGUACUACCGAAUAACAUAGCAGAAGAUAUAGUAAUAUCAAUUGGACAUACACAUACGAAUUUUAUAGGAACAAAAAGAAAUAAUAUAGAAUCUCAUGAUUUUAAUGGUACAUCUAAAAGUUUUACCAUUAGUAUACCAACUAUGUCUCUUUUAAGAGAAGAGAGAAAAAGUAAUGUAAAAUCAGAAGAUGAAAUUAUAAAUAAAAAUGAAAUAGAUUUUACACAUGAUCAUUCAUUUUUUUAUAAUAAAUUAGAUCAUCAUAUAAGUAGUUCUAUGAAACCAACAUUUCAAUGGAUUGCUCCUACAGGAUUUGUUGGAUUUAAUGGAAAAGAAAAUGAUUACAUAGAUUGUACGAAUUUGCCUAAUGAAAAAUAUAUUAAAAGUUUAGCUAGUUUUACAUUUAUUGUAUAUUUUACUUUAAGUGGAGGGGAAGGAACAUGGAGAACUAUCUUAUCUCAUAGUUUAUGUGAGGGAAUAUCUAUAUCUAUUAAUGAAGAAAAUGAAUUAAUCAUAGAACAAAAUUGUAAUCCACAUUUAAUUAAAAGUAAAUUUAAACCCCAGUUUGGACAAACCUAUCAUAUCACAGUAAUGUUUAAUAAAAUUAAUAAAACAUUAUAUUUAUAUAUAAAUGGAAAAAAAGUAAUAACAGAAAAAAAUACCUAUAACUUUACAUUAAGUGGGGAUUUAAUAAUAGGAAGAUCUAAUCAGACAACGAAAGAUUAUUUUAUAGGUAAUAUACAUUUAGUAGAAAUAUAUAAAUAUACAUUAUCAGAAGAAGAAAUAAAAGAAUCAUUAAAUUCAUCCUUAUCAUUAGAAUAUCUUAACACAAAUAUAUUAGAACAAAUGUCAAAUUCAAAAAAAGAUAAAAAAAAAAAUCAAAAAAAUAAAAAAGGAGUACAAAAAACUAUUGAUGGACGUGAUUGUGUUACACCAUGUAAAUCAAAACAUAUGAUAAAUAAAGAUUUACAAAUUAAUACUAAACAAAUUAAUUUAAAAUGUCAAGAUAAUUUACUUUCUGAACAAUUCAAUGGAAAAAUCGGUUCUCAGUUUUUAGUUAGUUGCUUAGAAAAUUGUACUAAAUCAAAAUUUUUUAUUAAAGGAACCAAUAAUUAUUAUACUCCUGAUUCAUCAAUAUGUAAAGCAGCCAUACAUGCAGGAAUAUAUAAACCACAUAUGGGGAAUAAAAAUAACUCUUUUGUUCUUAAAAUUGUAGAAGGAUUAUUAGAAUAUAAAUCUUCUAGAGGACAUUUUGGUAUUCUUAGUAAAUCAGAAAAACAAUCACAAUUAAGAUCCUUUUCAGUCCUUUCAGAAAAUCAGGAAAAUAUUUUUACAUGUUCUACUAAUGGACAAUUUAUAUUAAAUUUAUCAGUAGGAGAAAAAAGAACUAUUAAUUGCCCAUCAAAUUGCAAUAAAAUAAGGGACAAAAUCUAUGGAACUAAUAUUUAUAGUCCUAUAUCAGUAUUAUGUAAAGCUGCAAUACAUUCAGGCGCUUUAUCGAAUCAAGGUGGUAUAGUAGAAAUUAUUGUAGGCACAGGACAAGAAGAAUUUAAAGGAUCCACACAAAAUAAUAUAGAAUCAUUUUCUUCAAAUAAUCAUAGUAGAUCAAUAACAUUUAACAAACAUGUGGAAUUAUAA
Messenger RNA from Plasmodium gaboni, 3819 nucleotides. RefSeq names its product LCCL domain-containing protein. Gene Ontology annotation, cellular component: membrane. Gene Ontology annotation, molecular function: protein binding. Bases 1 to 3819 code for a protein of 1272 amino acids. The record is from RefSeq and is a predicted model, not a curated record. NCBI's taxonomy places the organism in Eukaryota, Apicomplexa, Aconoidasida, Haemosporida, Plasmodiidae. The transcript has a single exon.